CGCUAAUCUUCCUCCUUUACGUCGAAUUAAGAAAAAGAAGGGAGGGGAAGGGGUCUCUCCUUUUUUGCUUUUUCCGACGACGAGCCCCGCCGACGCGCGGACGCCCGGGGAAGCGAGAGCGAGAGAAAGCAGAGAUGGGGGCGUCGGAGACGAGGUUUAUCCAGCAGCUUGUCCUCUACGCCGCGAGCGCCGCCCUGAGCUGUCUCGUCCUCUUCGCCGGCCUCCGGCAGCUCGACCCAAACCGCGCCGCCUCCAAGAAGGCCCUCGAGCAGAAGAAGGAGAUCGCCAAACGCCUCGGCCGCCCCAUGAUCCAGACCAAUCAAUACGAGGAUGUAAUUGCCUGUGAUGUUAUAAAUCCUGACCAUAUUGAUGUGGAGUUUGAGUCCAUCGGAGGCCUAGAAAAUAUUAAGCAAGCAUUAUUUGAAUUGGUUAUCCUCCCUCUACGACGACCUGAAUUAUUUGCCCAGGGCAAGCUUCUAAGUCCGCAAAAAGGAGUUUUGUUGUAUGGGCCACCAGGUACAGGAAAGACAAUGCUUGCAAAGGCUAUAGCCAAAGAGUCUGGAGCUGUUUUUAUCAACGUGAGGAUAUCUAAUCUGAUGAGUAAAUGGUUUGGUGAUGCUCAGAAACUUGUGGCUGCUGUAUUCUCUCUGGCUUAUAAGCUCCAGCCUGCUAUUAUUUUUGUUGAUGAAGUUGAUAGUUUCUUGGGACAGCGGCGCACAACAGAUCAUGAAGCCUUAACUAACAUGAAAACUGAGUUUAUGUCUUUGUGGGAUGGUUUCACCACAGACCAAAAUGCGCGUGUGAUGGUUCUUGCUGCCACAAACCGCCCAUCAGAACUAGAUGAGGCAAUACUUAGGCGUUUCACCCAGGCCUUUGAAAUUGGUAUGCCUGAUCAAAGUGAGAGAGCAAAAAUAUUGAAGGUUAUCUUAAAGGGGGAAAGGGUUGAAGACAUUGAUUAUGAAUACAUUGCCAGCCUCUGUGCUGGUUUCACCGGUUCUGAUAUACUUGAAGUCUGCAAGCAAGCAGCCUACUUCCCUGUCAGGGACCUGCUGGAAGAUGAAAAGAAGGGGAAGCAACGGAAUAGACCUAGGGCAUUGGCACUGUCAGACCUGGUGAAUGCAUUAUCUGCAUCUAGAAAGGCAAAACGAGCAACAAGUGAAUACACAUUUGGCUUGCAGUCACCCCAAUGGUCUAGGCAUAGAGAGCAAGAUGAUGAUCAGGUCCAGAAUGCCAUAUUGGAGAUUUCUAAGCUUGUGUCCCAUAUUGUCGACAGCCAAUCAGAAGCCCAGGACCCUUAGUCUGUUUUUAAACCAUUCUGAAGGUUUUUCAAACUGUGAUGCCUUCACUUUGAGAAUCAUGACAUGUGGAUAUUGCACUCUCAGCAAUUAUAGUCCUGGGUUCGACUUGGAUUCGAAGCAGCUGACUCACCUGUCUUUGGAGACAACAUUCUCAUGGGUUGAGAAGUAUCAUAUUUGGAAGAUGUCCUGGUCCUAAAGCUAUUUUACUGUUUAUCCUUUUGUUUACUUUCGUGAUCAACACACUAAAUCGGGACUAUUUUGUCUUUAGACAAAUAUCCUAGUAGUAAUACAUGUCACGUGGUUGUAGGAGAAGGGAUAACAUACAAACAACAGAAGGAACUUUGGUAGGAGGAAAAUUAUUUAAGAACUUGAACAUUGUUUUGCAUUAUCUAUUUUCCUCAUCUGUGUUUGGGGAGGGUAUCCAUUUGUUCAUUUUCAAUGGAUGUUGUAUGAGCUGUGGACUUAUUGUAUGUUAAGAUGUUAAUGCUCUCUAAAUUAAUUUUAUGUGUCUCAAUAAAGCAUGCUAUUGGAAAAAGCUUUAAAUUUUA
Molecule: messenger RNA, 1846 nt
Organism: Elaeis guineensis (African oil palm)
Lineage: Eukaryota; Viridiplantae; Streptophyta; Magnoliopsida; Arecales; Arecaceae
Cellular component (GO): mitochondrial outer membrane
Molecular function (GO): ATP binding; ATP hydrolysis activity
Source: RefSeq, a predicted model, not a curated record